UACACUUCAUUUCCUUCCAUUAUACUCCGUACACCAACACGCCUCCACUAUAUACUGAUGCCUCACCCCUCAGGCAACAAAGGCACCCCCACCAAGCAACCUUCCAACCCGGUAACUUUUUUUCCAACACCCCUCACUGCACUCACCACAUCAACCAUACCAUCAUAUCAACCAAACCUCAGCGUCACAAUCGCAACCACCAAUCCAAUUCACAAAAUCAAACAAACAACACACCGGCUCAAUUCAACCCAACCCAACCGCCCAAAAUGUCCCAAGAACCCUACACCCCACCCCCACUACCAAAACCAUUCACAAAUACGACCCCACAACCAACGCUCCUCACACAAGGCGCCGAAGCCCACCUCUACAAAACAAUCCACCUCAACACCAACACGCCCGCGGCACUGAAAAUCCGGCCCUCGAAACCCUACCGCCACCCCAUUCUCGACCGCCGAUUGACCCGCCAGCGCAUCCUCCAGGAAGCGCGGUGUUUGGUGAAGCUCGUUCGGGAGGGGGUUAAUGUCCCUGCUGUGUUGGCAUUGGAUUGGGAAGGACAGGGUGGGGAGAAUGGGAAUGGGGGCGCGUGGUUGCUUAUGGAAUGGAUUGAGGGAUUGGUUGUGAGGGUUGUUUUUGAGAGAUGGGAGGCGUUUAUGAAAGCUUUUGGGGGUUCAUUGAGUGAGGAGGAGUUGCGGAAGGAGGAGGAGAAGGUUAGGGGUUUAAUGAGAGGGAUUGGGAGUGUGGUUGGUGGGUUGCAUAAGGCUGGGGUUAUUCAUGGGGAUUUGACGACGAGUAAUUUGAUUCUUAGGACGGGAGAUGUCGAUACUGGGGCUGGGGAGAGUCCGGCCAUGCAAGGGGAUGUUGUUUUGAUUGAUUUUGGCUUGGCAGGGCAGAGUUCUUCGGAGGAGGAUCGCGCGGUCGAUUUGUAUGUUCUUGAGAGGGCAUUUGGCAGUACGCAUCCUCAGGCUGAGAAGUUCUUUGAGGAAGUGCUUGAUGGGUAUAAGGAUAGUUAUAAGGGGGCUGCGAUUACGUUGAAGAGGUUGCAGGAUGUUAGGAUGAGAGGGCGCAAGAGGAGCAUGAUUGGGUGAAUUUUAUUUACUUUCGUCUCUGAGUUUAUGUGCUAUGGGAUUAUGGGUUAUGGGUUGGAGUUGGCAUUACGAUCCAGAAGUUUUGCGGGAGGAAUCAUGCUUUCAUUCAUCGUCAA
Messenger RNA from Aspergillus caelatus, 1201 nucleotides. RefSeq names its product serine/threonine protein kinase BUD32 (gene bud32). Gene Ontology annotation, cellular component: nucleus; EKC/KEOPS complex; cytosol. The transcript has a single exon. The record is from RefSeq and is a predicted model, not a curated record. NCBI's taxonomy places the organism in Eukaryota, Fungi, Ascomycota, Eurotiomycetes, Eurotiales, Aspergillaceae. Gene Ontology annotation, molecular function: ATP binding; protein serine/threonine kinase activity. The coding region runs from base 267 to 1085 and encodes 272 amino acids. Gene Ontology annotation, biological process: protein phosphorylation.